Molecule: messenger RNA, 822 nt
Organism: Aptenodytes forsteri (emperor penguin)
Lineage: Eukaryota; Metazoa; Chordata; Aves; Sphenisciformes; Spheniscidae
Product: olfactory receptor 52K2-like
Exons: 1
Coding region: 1-822 (273 amino acids)
Biological process (GO): G protein-coupled receptor signaling pathway
Cellular component (GO): membrane
Molecular function (GO): olfactory receptor activity; G protein-coupled receptor activity
Source: RefSeq, a predicted model, not a curated record
AUGUCAACCACCAACCAAUCCAACACCAACUCUUUGCCUUUUCUCCCAACGGGCAUCCCUGGCCUGGAAGCUCUCCACGUGUGCAUUUCCAUCCCAUUCUGCUUUACAUACAUCAUGACCUUGCUGGGAAAUAGCAUGGUCCUUCUUGCUGUGAGGCUGGACAAAAGCCUCCAUGAGCCUAUGUACUAUCUCAUUUCUAUGUUGGCUGUCAUCGACGUCAUCUUCUCAACUGCUGUAGUUCCCAAAAUACUGGGUGUAUUCUGGUUGGAUUCAAGGGAGAUUGGUUUUGAAGCCUGCUUCAUCCAGAUGUUCUUCAUCCACACAUUCACUGCAGUGGAGUCAGGGAUGCUCCUGGCAAUGUCCUUUGACCGGUAUGUAGCCAUCUGCAACCCCCUGAGAUACAACGCCAUCUUAACGAGCUCAAGGACCAUCCAGAUAGGACUGCCAUCUCUGGCCAGGGGAGCUGGUGUCAUGACACCUUUAAUGUGCCUCCUCACCAGCUUACCCUACUGCAAAACCAGACUCAUCCUUCAUUCCUACUGCGAGCACAUGGCUGUGGUGGAGCUGGCCUGCGCCGACCUGUCUGUCAGCGAUCUCUACAGCCUCAUCGUGGCAACACUAUUGGUGGGGACAGACUCUGUCUUCAUCACCUUCUCCUAUGGUAUGAUCCUCAGGUCUGUGAUGAGGCUGCCAUCCCAAGAGGCACGUCUCAAGGCCCUCAGGACCUGCAGGUCCCAUGUUUCCAUCAUCCUGCUGUUUUACAUAGGUGGCCUACUCUCCAUGUACCUGCAGAUGUUCUCUUUCAGAUUGGCACCUCACUGA